Messenger RNA from Gorilla gorilla gorilla (western lowland gorilla), 1875 nucleotides. RefSeq names its product protein disulfide isomerase family A member 5 (gene PDIA5). Gene Ontology annotation, molecular function: protein disulfide isomerase activity. The record is from RefSeq and is a predicted model, not a curated record. NCBI's taxonomy places the organism in Eukaryota, Metazoa, Chordata, Mammalia, Primates, Hominidae. The transcript has 17 exons. Gene Ontology annotation, cellular component: endoplasmic reticulum. Gene Ontology annotation, biological process: protein folding. Bases 172 to 1731 code for a protein of 519 amino acids.
GCCUCUCCCCAGCUGCUGCGCAUGCUUUGGCAGACGUGGCACCGGGAACUCGGAGGCGGGGAGCGGCUGGGAAGUGGCCGUGGUGGUUGGCCGCGGUGGAGCUAGCAGGCGGGCGGGCGGGAGCGGGCGCCGGAGUGGAGAAAGGAGCCAGCGGUGGGCAGCGCUGCUGGGAUGGCGCAGGCCGGGCCGGCGUGGCUGCUGCUGGCAAUCUGGGUGGUCCUGCCAUCAUGGCUGUCCUCUGCAAAGGUCUCCUCGCUCAUUGAGAGAAUCUCUGACCCCAAGGACUUGAAAAAACUGCUCAGAACCCGGAAUAAUGUACUGGUGCUUUACUCCAAAUCUGAGGCGGCAGCUGAAAAUCAUCUCAGGUUACUGUCCACAGUGGCCCAGGUGGUGAAAGGACAAGGGACCAUCUGCUGGGUGGACUGUGGUGAUGCAGAGAGUAGAAAAUUGUGCAAGAAGAUGAAAGUUGACCUGAGCCCGAAGGACAAAAAGGUCGAAUUAUUCCAUUACCAGGAUGGUGCAUUUCAUACUGAAUAUAACCGAGCUGUGACAUUUAAGUCCAUAGUGGCCUUUUUGAAGGAUCCAAAAGGGCCCCCACUGUGGGAGGAAGAUCCUGGAGCCAAAGAUGUUGUCCACCUUGACAGUGAAAAGGACUUCAGACGGCUCCUGAAGAAGGAAGAGAAGCCGCUCUUGAUCAUGUUUUAUGCCCCCUGGUGCAGCAUGUGCAAGAGGAUGAUGCCGCAUUUCCAGAAGGCUGCGACUCAGCUGCGGGGCCACGCCGUGCUGGCCGGGAUGAAUGUCUACUCCUCUGAAUUUGAAAACAUCAAGGAGGAGUACAGCGUGCGCGGCUUCCCCACCAUCUGCUAUUUUGAGAAAGGACGGUUCUUGUUCCAGUAUGACAACUAUGGGUCCACAGCUGAGGACAUUGUGGAGUGGCUGAAGAAUCCGCAGCCGCCACAGCCCCAGGUCCCUGAGACUCCCUGGGCAGAUGAGGGCGGCUCCGUUUAUCACCUGACCGAUGAAGACUUUGACCAGUUUGUGAAAGAACACUCCUCUGUCCUCGUCAUGUUCCACGCCCCAUGGUGUGGCCACUGUAAGAAAAUGAAGCCGGAGUUUGAGAAGGCAGCAGAAGCCCUCCAUGGAGAAGCGGAUAGCUCUGGUGUCCUUGCAGCUGUCGAUGCCACUGUCAACAAGGCCCUGGCAGAAAGAUUCCACAUCUCAGAGUUUCCUACGUUGAAGUAUUUUAAGAAUGGAGAGAAAUACGCAGUGCCCGUGCUCAGGACAAAGAAGAAGUUUCUCGAGUGGAUGCAAAACCCUGAGGCCCCCCCGCCCCCAGAGCCCACGUGGGAAGAGCAGCAGACAAGCGUGUUGCACCUGGUGGGGGACAACUUCCGGGAGACCCUGAAGAAGAAGAAACACACCUUGGUCAUGUUCUACGCCCCUUGGUGCCCACACUGUAAGAAGGUCAUUCCGCACUUUACUGCUACUGCUGAUGCCUUCAAAGAUGACCGAAAGAUUGCCUGUGCCGCUGUUGACUGUGUCAAAGACAAGAACCAAGACCUGUGCCAGCAGGAGGCGGUCAAGGGCUACCCCACUUUCCACUACUACCACUAUGGGAAGUUCGCAGAAAAGUAUGACAGCGACCGCACAGAAUUGGGAUUUACCAAUUAUAUUCGAGCCCUCCGGGAGGGAGACCAUGAAAGACUAGGGAAAAAGAAGGAAGAGUUAUAAUUCCUGCCUCAUAAAAAGCUUUUCCAUUACACUGUGAAUGAUACCUGUUUUGUUGUUUCUGAAUUUCCACAUGUUCUGAAGACAAAUUUUUUAUAGCCGCUUAUGGCCAUUUUGUACAAUUUUGAAAUAAAAUUAAACCAUGUA